AUGGUUCCUAUGAUCCUUAAUGUCAAGUUGUGUCCUACUGAGGGUGAUUUACUUGAGGAUGUUUCUGCCUAUAGAAGGCUCAAUGGCGGAUUGUUUUAUCUGACUAUCUUUUUCCCUGAUAUCACAUAUGUUGUUCAUAAGCUUAGUCAGUAUGUUUCUAAACCUAGGAAGCCUCAUCUUGAUAUAGUACAUCAUUUGUUGAAAUACCUUAAGGCCUUUCCUGGACAAGGAUUGCUCUUUUCUAUUUCUUUUUCUUUAAAGAUCCAGACCUUCUCAGAUGCUGAUUGGGGUUCUUUUCUAAACAUUAGGCGUUCCAUCACAGGCUUUUGUAUUUUUCUUGGUGAUUCUUGGAUUUCUUGGAGGGAUAAAAAGCAGAUCACCGUGUCUCGCUCAUCUGCUGAGGCUGAGUACAAGGCUCUUGCUUCUACAGCUAGUGAGGUUAUGUGGCUGCAUCAACUUCUUAUUGAUUUGAAAGUUUCUCCUAUAACUCUUGCUCUCUUAUUUUGUGAUAAUUAG
Molecule: messenger RNA, 516 nt
Organism: Diospyros lotus (date-plum)
Lineage: Eukaryota; Viridiplantae; Streptophyta; Magnoliopsida; Ericales; Ebenaceae
Exons: 1
Coding region: 1-516 (171 amino acids)
Source: RefSeq, a predicted model, not a curated record